This is a messenger RNA of Calliphora vicina (urban bluebottle blowfly), 1735 nucleotides long. RefSeq names its product gram-negative bacteria-binding protein 1-like. The transcript has 5 exons. NCBI's taxonomy places the organism in Eukaryota, Metazoa, Arthropoda, Insecta, Diptera, Calliphoridae. The record is from RefSeq and is a predicted model, not a curated record. Gene Ontology annotation, molecular function: hydrolase activity, hydrolyzing O-glycosyl compounds; carbohydrate binding. Bases 67 to 1503 code for a protein of 478 amino acids. Gene Ontology annotation, biological process: carbohydrate metabolic process.
UAGAUUAAACGCUACUAGCGAAGCAUUUAAAUAUUGAGAUUGCAAAAAAGUAUACUACUAAACGCUAUGCACAAAAAUCUAUUAUCAUUAAUAUUGAUGGUUAAUCUAGCAGGAUGGGGCUGUACUUUUACCAUACAGCCAAUUGAAUUUGAACUAUUGGAUAAUAAAUUUCGUCUUUCCAUACCAAAUAAUCCUGACAUUAAAUGGGCGUCUUUUCACGUUAAUAUUAACAAAGAAUUUCGUUCCUUCGAGACUGGCCAGCUAACCGGUACGGCUAGUAUGCCAAUAAAUCAAAAGUGGACAGCCGAAUUUGAUAAGGCACUAAGAGACACUGACUUGGUAUACGUUUGGUUGGCAGUGCAGCACAAUCGUUUAAUAUUUCGCGACAAACAAGAACCCAUCUCGGUGGAAGCUUUUAAAGCUAGCAAUCCGAAUUAUAGAAUCACUACCACAACAGAAUCUGGAGGGGAUAUUUCGACUGAUACAUCUACUAAAAAAAAUAUUGAUGUCAAUUUGGAAAAUAAAAUCUGUCGUCCAACCGUUACGCAGGUGCCAAAAUCAUUUGGUGGUCCCUAUUGUCGUGAAGAUUUAAUAUUUUCGGAUAAUUUUGAUACGCUCAAUACAAAAUAUUGGACAAAUGAAAUACGUUUGCCUCCCACAGUUGAUGAUGCUGAAUUUGUUUUGUACAAUGGAUCGUUGGCAGUGGAGGGUGGUCACUUGAAAAUUGAGGCCAACUUAAAUGGUCAACAUUUGAAAAAGGAUAGUAUCGAUUUGGGUGCAAGAUGUACCAGUAUCAAGGUGGAAAGUGAAUGUUCUCUAACGCCCAGAGGUGUUUUAAUUUUACCACCCGUUAUAUCCGGUCGUCUAAGCACUAAAAAUUAUUUCAAUUUCAAAUAUGGCCGCAUUGAAGUUAGAGCAAAAUUACCCAUAGGCGACUGGCUGUUUCCCUUAAUAUCUUUAGAACCCACUGCGUCCACCUAUGGCGACCAUUAUAAAUCGGGUGAAAUGCGCAUUGCAUAUGCACGCGGCAAUCACAAUUUAAUGUGGCAAAAUAAAAACAUCAAUGGGGCGCGAUUAUUUGGUGGUGUCAUCGUUAAUAAAGAUGCCGAAGUGAGACAUCAGUAUAUGAAGGAUACAACCCUGCCGAAUGUUAAUCAUUUUGGUGAUGAAUUUCAUUUGUAUACCUUGACAUGGAAACCCGAUCAAUUUAUAUUGACGGUGGAUGGUAAUGAAUAUGGACGUAUUGAAACUAAUUUUAAGCAGCGCGUUAGUGAGCCAAUAUGGAAUAAGGGUGAAGACAAUGCACCGUUUGAUCAAAUGUUUUAUAUUACUUUGGGUUUGGCAGCUGGCGGUAAUGGCGACUUCCCUAAUACCGAUGGUAAACCUUGGGGUAACACAGAUCCACGCGGCAGUUGGAAUUUCUAUAAAAAUCGCAAUGCUUGGUUCCCCACUUGGUCGCAACCCUCAUUAGAAGUGGACUAUGUAAGAGUAUAUGCCGUUUAAUUUAUUGUAAGCGUAAUAUUUAAAAUUUGCAAUAAACAAUUAUUAAAUUAAAUUUUUUUUUAAUUUGAAUAUAAUUUUUAUACCUAUAUUUAAAUGGCAUUUUUAUAAAUAUAAAAAAAAACUUUACAAUUAUUUUAGAAAAGUUAAUUUGCAUUAAAUUUAUAUAUUUUAUGUACUAAAUAUAGUAGUAAUAAUAAAUAACACUUUUUUUCUUAAUACAUAAUUUAAAUAA